AUGGCUCUAUACGAACCAUUGCCAGAGGGCAGUGUGCGGCUACUUCGGCUUCUGCCGUGCUCAGAUCAAAGUUCAGAAAUAAGAUGUAAAAUCUUCAUCUGCCCUCUCUUGACCUCCGGAAGCACCCACCUUUACGAUGCCUUAUCUUAUGUAUGGGGACCUGAGGACAAUCAGUCGUCUAUCUAUAUAGAUGAUUAUAAAAUGUCCGUCAGGGCAAAUCUUCACGCAGCGCUGUUACAUUUACGAGAUCGUUUUAUAGAACGUGUUAUAUGGAUAGAUGCUAUUUGCAUCAACCAGGAAGAUAAUGGUGAAAAAGGACAACAGGUUCAGUCUAUGGCCGAGAUCUAUGCCAAAGCAACUCGCGUAAUUGUUUGGCUUGGAGAGGUGGCAGACAAGAGUGAUUAUGCACUCGAAGCAAUACGCACGGCUGCCCAAGAGGAGUACGCAGUCGUAAAACAGUACACGAGUAACGCAGCAGACAGAACGAACCUAGAAGCCAUAGUGACACUGUUAGAGCGGCCAUGGUUUCAGCGCAUCUGGGUCCUCCAGGAGGCUGCAGCAGCUAGACAUAUCCUGGUCAAGUGUGGCCACACAGAAAUCGAUGGGUUCGCAUUCUGCUCAGGCCUAAGGGCACAGAGCCAGUACCACCCGGAAACUGUGCUUAGAAGCCCCUUGAUAGCCUACCUUAUGAGAGGCGCAAUCUUCCGCCCUCGAUAUCAAGGAUCCAGGGAAAAUUGGCCCGACAGGUUCUCGCUAAAUAUACGUCCUUUAGGGGAACUAGUUGACAUAUACCACAGCCGCAAGGCUACUGACCGUCGCGAUAAGGUGUAUGCUUUGAUCGGUAUGAGCUCGGAUGAUCCCGGCGCAGCAGGGCUAUCGGCCAAUUAUAACACUUCAUGGAAAGAACUCUUCCAGAAACUGAUCAAAUAUUGUCUUUCUCCUCAAGUGUCUGUGAACACUUGGGAUGAUGUGGAGGUGGCAGCAAUUGGAGGCAAAGGUUGCAUUCUUGGAGAAGUAUCAGCGAGCCGAACUCAGCAUGACGAACAACACGUAAGCAUUGCUUGGAGGAACCCGCCUGACUUUUUCGACAUCGACUGGAAAGAAAAACAGAGCUCCCAGUUCACCUUUCAGGCGUCGGCAAAACCUAUCGAGGUGGGAGACGUCGUCUGUCUUCUUCAGGGAGCAACAAAUGCUACAAUCAUCAGGUCUUGCAACGACUUGUGGACAGUUAUCGCGAUAACAGUUCCCCUAACGAUCAGUCUACGAAAGUGGCUGGCAUCAAUAAAAGUAUUUCCAUACGAUUUACUUCUUAUCUGGGACUGGGACGUGUCUCAAGGGAAGAAAGACUAUGAAUGCUUCAUGGGCAGUCGAAUGCCUGGCUAUUUAGGUACAGACUGUCAGGGCCAAGAUUCUAUGGAUGCAGCUACCAAAUUAUGGAAUCACGGACUUUUACUGAAUACUUUGGGAAGAUAUGAAGGCGCAAGAAGGACACUCGGAAAAGCUGUUCAGAUUUAUGGGACCGGGACGACAUUGGGGAGUGUAUCCAAACCUGACCUGAGCAACAGCCCUUAUACAGAAGAGGAUGAACGGACGAUAAGGAUGAUGAAUCAUCUAUAUAUUGACGACAAGGCCGAGUCAAUCGAAUCAGAAUAUGAGCAGGACUCCCUGACACCGCUAGCGUGGGCUGUUGUCGAGGGUGAUGAGGCACUCGUGGGAUAUCUCCUAGAUAUGGAUGCCGACAUCGAGUCAAAGGGUGGUUCAUACAAUACGCCACUGCUAUGGGCUGCUACAACGGGUCAUAAGGCUAUCAUCAAGUUAUUGCUUGAUAAGGGUGCUGAUAUUAACUCAAAGGGCUAUAGGGACCGUGGAGCACUAUCACAGGCUGCUGCAGAAGGGCAUACGGGAGUGGUAAAUUUUCUGCUUGAUAAGGGUGUUCACAUUGGGUCAAGGGAUCGAGAUAGCCAUGUACCGUUAACUUUGGCCGCCAAGUACGGGCAGAAGGCGGUAGUGAGAUAUCUACUUGACGAGGGUGCCAAUAUUGAGUCAAUGGGGGCAGAUAUGGAGACGCCGCUGAUGUGGGCUGUUAAGGAGAGUUGUAAUAUCGAGUCAGGUGGCGCUGCCAAGACACUGUGGUCGGCUUCUGCGAACAGAGUUAAGGCUACUAUAGAGCUCCUGCUUGAUAGGGGCGCUAACAUCGAGACAAAGGACCGUAGAGGCUGGAGACCGCUAUGGGUAGCUGCUGUGAAGGGGAAUGAGGCUGUAGUAAAAUUGCUGCUUGAUAGGGGUGCUAACAUUGAGUUGAAGGAUAAUGAUGGCAGGACAGUGCUGUGGGAAGCUUCAGAAGGUGGGCAUGAGGCUACGGUAAAAUUACUGCUCGAUAGGGGUGCUGAGUAUAGGUUUAAGGAUAGGCCUCUGUUUGGUUUUGGGUAUAGGCGAGGAGAUGGACGUCACAAGUGA
This is a messenger RNA of Fusarium mangiferae, 2457 nucleotides long. RefSeq lists its product as uncharacterized. Gene Ontology annotation, molecular function: protein binding. Lineage: Eukaryota; Fungi; Ascomycota; Sordariomycetes; Hypocreales; Nectriaceae. Bases 1 to 2457 code for a protein of 818 amino acids. The transcript is spliced from 2 exons. The record is from RefSeq and is a predicted model, not a curated record.